Aspergillus costaricaensis CBS 115574 is the source of this 633-nucleotide messenger RNA. RefSeq lists its product as uncharacterized. The record is from RefSeq and is a predicted model, not a curated record. Lineage: Eukaryota; Fungi; Ascomycota; Eurotiomycetes; Eurotiales; Aspergillaceae. The transcript has 3 exons. The coding region runs from base 1 to 633 and encodes 210 amino acids.
AUGGUCGGCUGUCUACGCCGCCUCAGUAGAAGUCUAUCACGGUGGAUGGUGAGCCGCGGAGCCCGUUGCUUCGUAUUCCUUGGCCGCACAGGUCUAGCCAAGCCAGCUGCCAGGCAAAUUGUCCAGGAGCUGAAAGAGACUGGUGCACGCUGUACCGUCGUAACCGGCGACGACAUUGUGGGGAGUGAUUCAGGCGGCUAUGAGCCUCCACGAAGCCAUCUUCAAGCACAUGCCUCGCGCGCACUAGCUCACAGGCACGCAGGCCGAAGGCUGUUCGCCAUCUACCUCGGAUUGUGCGCUAUAUCUGAGCUCGGAUACCUCCAUGGGCACAGCGAAAUCGGCGAGCUCCUCCUUCGCAAGGGCAUUCGCCCACUCCCUGAGAAUGAAGCCCUCCAAGCCUUCGACUUCGCCCUCUUUUCCGAGAUCGAUCAAGAACAAACCGUCCCUCGGUAUCGUCUCGCACAAUGCCACAUUCUAAAUGGCCUCGAAAACACCGGACUUCAAGACCACCGCAAACAAGGCUUUACAGGUUUCUGGCACAAUCUAGACAACAUCCGCUUCUCGGUACUCAUCAACACUCUGCAGCGCCAGGCAUCUCAGUCCGAAGACGGAAUCAACACCCCUACGUGGUAG